Messenger RNA from Cucurbitaria berberidis CBS 394.84, 1236 nucleotides. NCBI's taxonomy places the organism in Eukaryota, Fungi, Ascomycota, Dothideomycetes, Pleosporales, Cucurbitariaceae. The record is from the annotation of a RefSeq genome assembly.
CCUCCCAAACGCCCCAACCUUCCCGCCGCGGUUUCACGGAACGAACGAGGAGGACCGCUUCCUACCAACGGCCACAACUGGAACCGGACAGGCUCCGGUUCCUCCAACUAGAUGAGUGGGAUGAGCAUAAUAGCUAUGGAGAGGAUGUGCCGAUCUGCCUCAACUACUCGAUCGAAUGGAAGGUCUUCCUUAAUAAUAAGGUAGUACACCAGGAUAUAGAGCAAGACGUUGUUCUCAUUCCUAUCGGAUAUUGGCAUACAAUUCUUAGACCUAAGCUUGGACGGCUUCUAGAGAGGAAGUUUGGGCCGGACCGGCAGGUGCGAUGUGAUGACACUAAUGUCACACUUUCAGUAACAGGCCGUACGCAACGUGACCUGGUCAAGAGCUUCGAGGAUCUGAACAUUGAUUGGCCUAUUAUAUCAAAACAACUCGAGGAGUGGGGCGAAAAGCUUCGUUCUGGGAAGAAGCUUCGAGUUGAAUUAUCUUCCAAUUACGUGGACUCGCAUUUGAAUGCUACCCCUACACAGCGUGGAAAGCAGCGUGGCACUGCCACGCAAAGGAUGCUCAGUGACCGAGCAAUGCAGCUUGAUGCAGAACAGACUGCUACUGGAAAUCCCUCGGCUUGGCAAGAAGUAUAUGCGUUAACGCGAUGUCAGGCCCACCGUGCGACCUCGGACCUCAUUGCUGGCGCGACUCUUAUGGCAAGAAGCACUAUAAACUGGGGACCAAUCAUCUUAGGGCCCUAGUCGAAUUUGUAGAGCAAGGCAACACCCUAAGAGACCAUGACGACGUCCCCGAUAGAAUUCGUGAGCAAUUGUAGAGGAACGCCAACGAACUGGAGCGACACGCUAAAAGUAACAUAACAUCCACCCCAAACUAUCCCCCCAUUACCAUCACCAAUGUCUUACCUCAAUCCCACCACUCACCCUUAGUGAACGCCUUAGACACAGUAGGCGCGACACAAGCACCCAUGGCGCGUGCUUCAAGCCAUCUUGAUAUCCCAGGCUCGCGAGAUCGAGCUGUGCGGUGUAUAGUGAAUGGCAACAAUCGGAAGUCGAUGAUGAUGUGCUUAAAGAGGAAUCCCAGAGAGCUUGUGAAGUUGCGUUACAAGAUGGGCUGGACUUAAAGCAAAUUCACGAAGAUCAGGACCCUACUUUCUUCAUCAAGAAUGGGGUCAACCGAGGAGUUGCUCGACCAUUUGUUAGCGACAUUGAAAGCUGGGCAAAGCGAUACAAG